CAGUGCCACCUGUCACUGUCCAUCAGUGCCAGCUGUCAGUGUGCCCAUCAGUGCCACAUCAAUGCCACAUAUCAGUGCCUACAAUUGCACAUCAAUGCCACAUAUCAGUGCCCAUCUGAGCUGCCUUUCAGUGUCACCCAUCAGUGCUACCAGUCAGUGCUGCCUAUCAGUUCCAGUCAAUGCCGCCUAUCAGUGUGCAUCAGUGCCGCCUAUCAGUGCGCAUCAGUGCCACCUAUCAGUGCCAAUCAAUGCCACCUAACAGUGCCAGUCUGUGCCGCCUAUCAGUGCCAUAUAUGAGUGCUGCCUUUCAGUACCCAUCAGUGAUGCCUGUCAAUGCCCAUCAGUGCCACCUACCAGUGCCUCCUCAUCAGUGCCCCCUAUCAGUGUCCAUCAGUGCAGCCUAU
Molecule: messenger RNA, 404 nt
Organism: Staurois parvus
Lineage: Eukaryota; Metazoa; Chordata; Amphibia; Anura; Ranidae
Source: the annotation of a GenBank genome assembly